CAGCCGAAAUGCACAGCAUGUCUUACUCAAACUUUAUUGAUGUCUUUUCAAUUGUUUAAUGAAGCUGAAAAUGUCACUUAUAAUCAGUUCUAACGGUCUCAUAGAACGUUAACAUCAGAAAUACGGGCUAAUGGUGGUGGCAGGAUGUCUUUUGGGUGGUUCGUUUGUAUUUUUUUACUGGCAUUGAGCGAAACAAAAGCGACAGGAGAUGAAGAAAAUUAUAUCUUUCCUCCAGAAGGCUAUAAUAAAAUAGAAUCUGGGAAGCAUGAUGCUCCUCGUCAUGUGAAUUUCUCUUUGGUGAUUGAAUCUGUUAUCAGAAUUGAUGCCACUAUGAUGGAGUUUGUUUUGAAUAGUUAUAUCGUGCAAGAGUGGACUGAUGAACGUUUAAAACGAGAUAAUCAUCACGAGAUUGUCCUGCAAGAUGACAACGAGAUAUGGACACCUGAUAUAUACUGCUUAAAUUGUAGACAGUCAACACUUGGCACAAAAACAGGAAGGGUUUUGCUUCGUAUUGGAGUAGACGGAAGGAUCUAUCACAGUCAACCGGGACUGCUACAUGCAGCUUGUAAUUUUAAAUUCCAGUUCUUUCCGUUUGAUGUUCAAUAUUGCGAUAUAGAGUUUGCCAGUUACAGUCACAAUAGCAGUGUUGUUCAGUUAUUCCUAAAAGAUGCAUAUUUUCUUGCACGGAAGGAUUUAGAGCAAUUUACCGUUGAAAAGGACAUAAAAACAUCCUCAAAAAUCGUGAAUUACUUGUCAGGCAAUUACACCGUCCUUCAAGUCGAGCUCAAAUUCAUGAGACAAAUCGGUUUCUACUUAAUACGAAUCUACUUCCCAACGAUCAUCCUCGUUUGUUUAUGUUGGAUCGCAUUUUGCGUUUCACCAUCAGAUAUUGAAACACGAUUGACAAUUGGUAUCACGUUGAUUCUCUCAAUGAUCUUCUUGCUUGGAUACAGCGAUACAUCUCUACCUAAAGUGUCAUAUAUCAAGGCAAUUGAUUGGUUCAUGAUUGUGUCUUUAGUUCUCAUUGUGUUGAUUGUGUUAGAAAGUGUUGGCGUGUAUUGGUAUUUAAGCAGGGACGAAAAUGAACAGAACGAUACCGAAUCUAAGGCAACCACAACAACUGGGAUAGACAAAAAUAUGGAUAACGCCAGAGAAUCUAACAUACCCGUUGAAGACGAUUCGUUUGACUCUAGCACCAAUAUAAACAAUGGAAUGCAUGGUGAAGAAGGCGUUAGGUUACGUUUGCUAGGCUGCAAUUUAUUUAAAUCCAAUUGCAAGAAUGCAGUAAAGAAAAAAAUGGACGCCAAGACAAGAGUUGCAAAGUUUGAACUUAUAGCUAGAAUUGCCUUCCCGUUGGUUUUCUUUGUUUUUGCUGUAAUAUAUGGACGGCAUUAUACACAAAAAUUUCAUGAAUAAGAAUUCGCUGUAAAGUUGGAGAAAAUAAAGUCUGUGUAUAGAGACAAUAUCCAUUGAAGAGAUGAAAUGUUCAAACGGUUUGUCGUAUUCUGCACAACUAAUGUAAAGGAGAUAUCUCCGCACAUGCACCAUAGAAGUUAAAAACUGUAAUUUAAACUGUAAUUUUUUUUGCAAAACUUAUUUUUGUGAUUUAGAAGCCUGAAAAUAAUUUUUGGGGGACCAAAGUUUUGCGAUUGCAAUAUGUAGAAGAAAUUAUUUGCAAGCUCAUUUUUUAUGAUUUUUUUUUUUUAAUAUUGAAUUUCCUUUUACUUAUCGCCUUUCUAAAUUUAAAAUAUUCUUUCAAUGAUUUUUUAAAAUAUUUUGAUCGAUUCAUUUUUUCCAAGUGUAAAAAAGUGGCAAAAAUAAAUUCCGCGAAAAUUGCUUCUACAAAAACUUCUUUCCUUAAGGUAGUACAUAUCUGACAAAAGUUUGUCUAAUAAAACAGACUUGCUGCACAAAUUUUCCAUAAAUAAUUUUAUGGUUUUUAAACCGUGUUCUUCAUAGUACUUUUGACUCCACAACAAAUUAAAUAACAGCUUUAUUUCCACUCGCAGUUAAACAAAAACAAACCUGCCAGUGCCAUUAACAUUUUGAUUGAAUCCGAUUUUAUUUUGUCGCAAUAAAAAAGACUAUUUGUAUCUUCAUUCCCUUGCUGUGAAACUGAAAGGACAAAUUUUGAUUUUCAAUAACUCUGCACACAAUCAAAGACGUAAUGUGCUGUGUAUCUAAUAUAAUUUUUGCUCUGGUUAAGAUAAAAAAGAUAUGAUAAAUUUGUCUAACUUUAUUAUGAGUGGGCGUCGUUACUUGUAUUUACAACUUCAUAUUAUACCGCCGACAUAAAUUCUAUCAAACCGUGUAAAAUCUCCCGAAUUGAACAAUUCAAUCCAAUGCCCGACAAGAUGUUAGAACAAAUCUGCAAAAUAUUGAUUUUUAAGACAGAAUGUCUCCAUAGGAAUAGUUCAAGCUUAAUAUAAGCUCUAAAAAAGACCCUUAUAAGCCGUCGGUUAUUUGUGGCUAACGCACUUUAUGUUUUCCGCCCUUAAUAAGAAGGAUUUUUUGACUUCAUGCAUAGUCAG
This is a messenger RNA of Hydractinia symbiolongicarpus, 2531 nucleotides long. Its product is annotated as gamma-aminobutyric acid receptor subunit rho-1-like. Gene Ontology annotation, cellular component: synapse; neuron projection; membrane. The record is from RefSeq and is a predicted model, not a curated record. The transcript is spliced from 8 exons. The coding region runs from base 145 to 1416 and encodes 423 amino acids. Gene Ontology annotation, molecular function: transmembrane signaling receptor activity; neurotransmitter receptor activity; extracellular ligand-gated monoatomic ion channel activity. NCBI's taxonomy places the organism in Eukaryota, Metazoa, Cnidaria, Hydrozoa, Anthoathecata, Hydractiniidae. Gene Ontology annotation, biological process: nervous system process; regulation of membrane potential; signal transduction.